UCAGACAGACAUUCCAGCAGUAGACGAAUGGAUGAAACGAAGUGAGCAGGGCCCUUGGACGAGGCUAUGCCAGAUGUUGCAUCACCCCCACCAGAGGUGAUAGAUGGGGCUCCAGUAUACGCGGUCCAUAGGUUGCUGGACUCCAGGAGACGUAGCAGGCAGCUGCAGUACCUGGUGGAUUGGGAGGGGUAUGGCCCAGAGGAUCAAUGCUGGGUGUCUGCUAAAGACAUACUGGAUCCGGCUCUGGUUGCUGACUUUCGCAGCCGACACCCACAGAAGCCAGCUCCUCGCCCCAGAGGUCACCCACGUAAGCAGCUGUCCUGCUCUCUUCCUACCCGAUCCUCAGGGAGAGGAUCCGUUGGUCCAGCACCUCGGCGGUGCAGUUCACGCCCCUGUUCGGAGAUGCGGUGGUGCGCGUGGUGGUCGUCCUGGUCGGCCUCAGUCCGAGGCCCACUCGGACUCUUUGGGGGGGGUGAUACUGUCACGCAUCGGGAAGAUUCGGACUUCAUUUCCCAGCAUACAUGCAGAGAUCACGUGUCAGAACAACUUCCCUUGGACUCGGAAACCGUAACGGACCACAAUCCUUCAGGAGAUCACAUGACAUCACACAAUCACAUGCACACCUAUCAGCGCUCCCAAUCUCCAGAAUACUAAUGUUGUGCACCUGUGUAUCUUGUCAUAUGACCAUAUUAGCUUAGUAUACAAAACCGGGCUUUAGAUUUAGACAUUGCAAGGUAUUGUUUAUCCAAGAACUUACUGAGCAUUAUAUUCUGAUUGUCUUUGCCUGUUAUGACCUGUUCUUUGUUUCCCUGACCUUGUUUUUUGCUUAACCCCUUUGUACUGCUGCCUAUUGUUGUGGAUCUGUGUUUUUGACCUUUUGGCUUAUU
Colossoma macropomum (tambaqui) is the source of this 887-nucleotide messenger RNA. Its product is annotated as chromobox protein homolog 2-like. The record is from RefSeq and is a predicted model, not a curated record. Lineage: Eukaryota; Metazoa; Chordata; Actinopteri; Characiformes; Serrasalmidae. The transcript is spliced from 2 exons. The coding region runs from base 67 to 654 and encodes 195 amino acids.